AUUCUUCUCUUAAUCCCAAACUGACUCUGAUGCGAGCAGCCAUGGCGGAUGCUGCAACUUCAUUGUCGUCGUUUAUCAGCCUCUCUCGCCGCCAAUCUCCGUCUCCUCUCUCAUUCUCUCCACGUCUAUCGUUUCACUUACAGUCACUACAUCAGCGGCCGCGUCGAUUCUCGGAGCUCCGGCUUUGCCAGGCGAAGUUGAGGAGUUCAACCGAUGAUGUACCGGAUGAGAUUCAGAAGUUAUUCUUUCACGAUGAUGAUGAUUUAAUCGAAGGAGAAAGCGAUAGUGAGGAUGAUGAUGAUGAGACUGAAAGCAGUAUGGAUCUUCUGUUCAGGUUUAUUCAAAGCAUGUUUAGGAAGUUAUCGAAGCGAGCGAAGAAGGCCUCUCGUUCUGUCUUACCAGCUGCUAUAUCGCCUCAGCUGGUGUCUUUUGCAGUUGAUGGAUUGCUCCUUUUGGCAUCAUUUUCAAUCUUGAAGGCAUUUCUGGAGGUAGUCUGCACACUUGGUGGCACUGUGUUUUUGGUGAUCCUGCUCUUACGGGUGAUCUGGUCAGGCCUUGCAUAUUUCAAAUCAGAAGGGAACAAUUUUAACAAUGGUUCAUCUUAUGGUAGACCACAACCAAUAACAUAAUCCUUUAUCGCAAGGAGGUUCCUUGAUCUCUUUUCUUUGUCUGGUACAAUAUUGUAAACUUCAAAUUAGAAUAAUGAUUAUGAUGUAUCAUACUAAUAACAAGAGGCCUUGCUUUGAUGAGUUUAUGAAACUAUAGGAAGAAUGUUUUUCUUAUUGGAGUCAAAA
Molecule: messenger RNA, 794 nt
Organism: Impatiens glandulifera
Lineage: Eukaryota; Viridiplantae; Streptophyta; Magnoliopsida; Ericales; Balsaminaceae
Product: protein SHORT HYPOCOTYL IN WHITE LIGHT 1
Exons: 4
Coding region: 30-629 (199 amino acids)
Biological process (GO): negative regulation of photomorphogenesis; regulation of abscisic acid-activated signaling pathway
Source: RefSeq, a predicted model, not a curated record